CCAAGCACCAAAUUAAUGGAGUCUUUUAUCUUCUUUGUUGCUCUUUCAAUCUUAUUCUUAAGUAGCCUUACCCUCUCCUUGGAUUCUAUCACCACUGACAAGAAUGCACUCAUUUCAUUCAAAAACUCCAUCACUUCCGACCCUUAUGCUAUCUUGAGCACCAAUUGGUCUCAAAAUACAUCAAUUUGUAACUGGAAUGGUGUGACGUGCGGUCUCAAACACUGCCGUGUCACUGCUAUCAAUCUCUCUGGAUACGGCCUUGUUGGAACCGUUACUCCACAUCUCGGAAACCUUACGUUUCUUAGAUAUUUGGACAUCAGUUUCAACAAUUUCGCGGGGUUCUUAUCGUUUGAGCUCUCUAAACUUCGUCGUUUGAAAGUGAUGAAUGUGGGAGCAAAUUCAGUCACCAGAAAAAUACCAACAUGGUUGGGCAGUCUACCUCAAUUGGAAGAACUCUAUAUGUACAAGAACAUUUUCUUAGGUACAAUUCCUGCAUCUUUGUCUAACAAUUCUAAGCUACAGAUGUUAUACUUGAACAAUAAUCAGUUGAGUGGGUCCAUACCACGUGGUAUCUUCAAUAUAUCUUCCCUUAGAGAAAUUGGAAUUAGAAAUAAUAGCCUAUCAGGUUGGCUCCCAAGUGAUAUGUGCUACAAUACACACAACAUCACAAUAUUAUCACUCAGUCAAAACCAACUUGAAGGGCAGAUUUCGCCAAAUAUAUGGAAAUGCACUCGUCUUGAGGUGUUGUCAUUAUCCAACAACAAUUUCAGUGGAAACAUCCCACGUGAAAUUGGACGAUUGGGAAGGCUUACAGAGUUGUACUUGGGGUACAAUAUUGGUUUUCAAGGAAGAGUUCCAACAGAAAUAGGAAAUCUUUCAAAACUAGAGAUAUUAGAUAUUCCUAGUGCUUCUCUAAUCGGAGAUAUUCCAUCUUCAAUCUUCAACAUGUCUACCUUGACAUACUUGAGCUUAUGUGACAAUAGUUUGUCAGGAAGUAUCCCAACUUUCGACAAUCUCCCGAAGUUUAAGGAGUAAUAUCUUUGUGAUAACAAGUUGACAGGAAGUAUUCCAACUUUCCACAAUCUCCAGGAGCUUCAGAUGUUAUAUCUUGAGAAUAACAAGUUGACAGGUCAUAUUCCUCUAAAUAUAUGGAAAUGCAAACAUCUUGAGAUCUUGAGGUUAUACAACAACAAUCUCAGUGGAACCAUCUCUCGUGAGAUUGGAAAUACGAGCAUGCUUAGAGAGUUGGACUUGUCGUAUAAUCAUUUCUCAGGUGAAUUACCACAAGAGAUUGGCACUCUGCAAAUACUUGAGACUUUCAUUGUGUUCAAUAAUUCCUUAUAUGGAUCUAUUCCAUCUUCGAUUUUCAACAUUUCAACAUUGAAGAAUCUACAGGCUUCAUACAAUGAUUUUUCUGGUACCCUUCCAUUAGAUAUGGGGAAUUCACUUCCCGAUCUUGAAUGGUUUCUUGUGGCUUGGAACAACUUCAGUGGCCCAAUUCCAAGUUCUAUCACCAAUGCUUCUAAACUUACUAUCUUGGAGAUGUCUUCCAACUCAUUUAGUGGCUCCAUACCCUUCUUUGGUAAUCUGAAGCUCCUAGAGCAGCUACUCCUUUGGGAGAAUAAUUUGAGCGCAGCAGAAUUCCCAACUCAGGAAUUGGCAUUUCUCUCUUCAUUAACUAGUUGUCGACAUUUGAAGAGGCUGGAAGUAUCCGGAAAUCCACUAAAUGGCAUCCUACCUGCUUCACUUGGAAAUUUUUCCUCAUCUCUUGAGAGAAUUCAUGUAUCAGCAUGCAACAUCAUGGGUAUCAUUCCGUUUGAAGUAGGAAACUUAAGCAGUUUGCUAAAUUUGUAUUUGAAUGAGAAUCAACUGAGUGGUCACAUUCCACCAACAAUAGGAAAAAUGAACCGUCUCCAAAGAAUAUAUCUUAGUGACAAUCAAUUAGUGGGAUAUAUCCCUAACAAUCUUUGUAGAUUGUAUCAGUUGGGGGAGUUGAGCCUUGCUCAUAACAUGCUGGUGGGUCCAAUACCUAAAUGCUUAAGUGAUGUUAAAUACUUGAAAGUCAUCAACUUAGGAUCCAAUCAAUUGAUUUCAAAAAUCCCUCCUAGCUUGUGGUUUCUCACAGACCUUGUGUUUUUGAGCUUGUCUUCCAAUCAUUUAAGCGGUCAAUUGUCAACUCAAGUUGGAAAUUUUAAGAUGAUCAACUCUUUGGAUUUGUCAUCCAAUCAAUUUUCAGAUGUUAUUCCCAGCUCAAUUGGUGGUUGCCAAUCACUAACAUUUCUUAACCUUUCAAAUAAUAUGUUUAGUGGCUUCAUUCCUCAUUCCUUGGGAGAUGUCAAGGGUAUGAUUACACUGGAUUUAUCUUACAAUACUCUUUCCGGAUCUAUUCCCAAGUCCUUAGAAAACCUCCACUUUCUUGAAAAUUUUGAUGUUUCCAACAACCAACUGGAGGGUGAAAUUCCACAUGGUGGUUGUUUUGGAAACUUCAGUGCUCCCUCCUUUUCCCACAACUUACAUCUAUGUGGUCCAAUAAAAUUUCAAGUUGCACCUUGCCCAAAAAAUCAUCAUAGAUCAUGGUUGAAAAAACUCAUUGUGCCAUCAGUAGUUUUAGCUGUCAUUGUUGUCAUCGUAACGCUUAUUCUCAUAAGAAAGUGUAAACAGAAAAACGUGACACUCUCUACUUAUAUUCCACCAUUAACUACUGAAUGUAAGAGAAUUUCUUAUAUAGAACUUGAACGAGGAACAAGUUCAUUUAGUGAAACCAACCUACUUGGAAGAGGUAGUUUUGGUUCUGUAUUCGAAGCAACACUUUUUGAUGGGUUGAAAGCUGCGGUUAAAGUCUUCAACUUGGAAUUGCAAGGAGCAACAAGGAGCUUUGACGCUGAAACUGCUAUAUUAAGCAGCAUUCGACACAGAAACUUAGUUCGAGUUAUUGGAUGUUGUUCUAAUAUGGAGUUUAAAGCAUUGAUCCUCACAUAUAUGCCAAAGGGGAGCUUGGAUAAAUGGUUACAUUAUGAGAUGUAUGAUCUGGAUCUUAUACAGAGAUUUAAAAUAGCACUCGAUGUUGCAGCAGCCUUGGAAUAUCUUCAUCAUGGCCACACAUUCCCCGUUGUUCAUUGUGAUAUAAAGCCAAGCAAUGUGUUGCUUGAUCAAGACAUGACUGCUCAUCUUGCUGAUUUUGGUAUUUCCAAGCUUUUCGAUGGAGGAGAAACGGUCAUCCAAACACAAACAAUGGCAACCAUCGGUCAUGCAGCACCAGAGUUUGGAAUGGAAGGCAAAGUAUCAACAAAUGGGGACGUGUUCAGUUUUGGGAUAUUGCUGCUAGAGAUGUUCUCUGGAAAAAGGCCAACAGACGAUAUGUUUGGUGAAGAGAGGAGUAUAAAAGAGUGGGUAAGUGAAGCAUUAGAUGAAAAUACAGCAACUGAAUUGGUGGCGCCUGCUCUACUUUCAAGGGAAGAUCAACAUUUUUCUGCCAAGGUGCAAUGUUUAAUGUCAAUAUUUGAAUUGGCAAUGAAAUGUGUAGCUGAUUCAGCAGAUGAAAGAAUCAACAUGAUUGAAGUAGCAUCAGCUCUGCACAAGAUCUAUGCUACUGUUGUGGCAGCUACAAGAACUCGUCGUCCACGAUUUGCUGUUUCUGUUCGCCAAUAAUGGAGUUUGA
Molecule: messenger RNA, 3658 nt
Organism: Salvia hispanica
Lineage: Eukaryota; Viridiplantae; Streptophyta; Magnoliopsida; Lamiales; Lamiaceae
Product: putative LRR receptor-like serine/threonine-protein kinase At3g47570
Biological process (GO): protein phosphorylation
Cellular component (GO): membrane
Molecular function (GO): protein kinase activity; ATP binding
Source: RefSeq, a predicted model, not a curated record